Molecule: messenger RNA, 17912 nt
Organism: Bacillus rossius redtenbacheri
Lineage: Eukaryota; Metazoa; Arthropoda; Insecta; Phasmatodea; Bacillidae
Gene: Fgop2
Product: FGFR1 oncogene partner 2 homolog
Exons: 5
Coding region: 407-1057 (216 amino acids)
Source: RefSeq, a predicted model, not a curated record
AUUUGUAUAUAUUUAUUAUGCGAGAAGGCCUAAUUGAAAGAUCCUGUCCUUGGCUAGUAAUAAUAAGUAAUGAAAUAAAAUGACAGUGGAUUAUUUUAUGUGUUGUUUUUUUAACAGUUUAGAAUUAGAUAAUUUCGGAAGUACUUUUAAAAUUAUAAUAUUUUGUUUUAGGCACGACAUAUUUGUUUUCCAUAUCUUUGUCAAAAACUACGAUCUGUUUGUUAUUGUAUAACUAAUAAUUAUCUCUUAACAUUUAGAAAGUUUCGUUUCACUGAUUAUAAAGUAUUUAUGCUGAAAUAAAAUUUAAUCUAAAUGAGUUGGUGAAAGUGUAAGCAUUAAUAUGUGUACGAAAAUACGUGGACUUUCAUAAGGCAGCCGGGAGGGGUUGCUGUCGCUGUGUCCACAGAUGUCUUUGACGAUACAGCAGAUUAUUCUUGAUGCAAAGCGCUUAGCGGGCCGGCUGAAGGAACAGGAUGCAACUGCGGACUCUCUCUUGUCACAAACCCAGUCCGUGUACCGGGAAAUCGACGCCAUGAGACAAUACCAGGAGGAGGUGGGGGAGCUGAACGAGGCGGCGCGGCAGAGGCCCCACUCGGCGCUGGUGGCCGGCAUCCAGCAGGAGAACAGGCACCUGCGCGAGCUGCAGCAGGAGAACCGCGAGCUGCGAGCGGCCCUGGACGAGCACCAGAGCGCGCUCGAGAUGAUCAUGAGCAAGUACCGCCAGCAGGUGGGGCGGCUGGUGGCGGGCAGCCGCCUCGACCUGUCGGCCGUCCACGGCGGCCACUACGCCCAGGUGAUCCGCGACCAGGCGGACAAGAUCUGCGAGAUGGCGACGGUGAUGGAGCAGGCGGCGGCCAUCGACGAGAGCCGCUCCUUCAGCGAGCAGGAGCUCAUCUGCCGGCUCACCACCGAGAACAAGGGCCUGAGGGAGUUGCUGCAGAUCUCGUGCAGCUACGGCUCGCUGCGGGCGUCCCUGCUGGGGCUCGCCUGCUCCGACAAGGAGAGCCAGACCUCGGGCGCCGCCCCCGACGCCCCCGACGCCCCCGACGCCUCCUGAUGCUGCCGUCAUCCCUGCAGCUUGUGCCAUAGCCACCCACCCGUGUACGUUCGUUGAAAACUGUGUCAUAACUCAUUUUCUUCUUCCUUCUUUCUUAUAUCUUUAUACUUGAUCAACUUUGGACUGUGAAAUAAAUGUAAAUUAUGUACCAUCAAGAUUUAUACUGUCUUCAGUACUCUUUAGUGUUGGAUAAAUUACAAUUCCAUUAAUUUCAUCGGGAUCAAAGUUUUCAGAAUCUAAAUGUUUUGGAAUCAAAGCUGGUUGAUGUUUACCUCUUAGCAAAUUCUUGAAACUGUGAUUUUCUUAUUUUAAUGAAGGCAUUAAAGUAAAUUAAUAAUCACCUUGGAUCAAGUUUUUAUGUGCUGAAUUUUUUUUACUUGUGUUUUCAUGUUUAUGUUAUAAAAAAAGUGAAUUUUGUCAUUAAAAAUUUUGUUAUCGUUAAUCUGUGUUAAUACAAUUAGAAUAUGUAUAUAAAACAAUAUUGCUAAUAUUGGUGUUCACUUUUUAUAAACGGGAUAUAGGAUAUGCAAGAGUGUUUAUGUGCCAAAACACUAAAGGUUCAAACUUAGAUACUACAGUCAAACCUCAUUAAUACGAAUCCGCUUAGUACGAAAUUCCUGUUUAUGCGAAGUACUUUCACAGUCCCAGAAAAUAAAGUAUGAUUUCCUAUGUUAUUCAGUACUUUUAAUACGAAAUACGGUUAAUAUGAAUUACGAAGUUGUUUUGAUCCCUCAAGUAGCUGUUUACGUGUACAGUACAACCCUGUUAUAACAUUCUCCAAGGGACCAACUUAAAAAAAUGUUAUAAGCAGGAAAAUGUUAUAAGCAGGAAAUAAAAAAAUUACAUCUUCACUUUGUAUAAAUUACGCGUGGAUUGAUUAAAUUAAAGAGUAUAGGUAAAACAACACAAAGUACAGGAGUAAUACACUAAGUACAGCAAUAGUGGGAAAUUGGUGAAUUUUAUUUCUAGAUAAUACCUAAUAUUAUGCUAAAGAAAAAAUGUUUUAAACAUAAAAUAACUUGGAAUGAAAUUCCAGCUGCUUGUGAUUCACCUACUACAGUUACUUUGAAAAAUAAUUGGUGAUUUUAGUUUGUUUACUGUUUGUUUGAGCAACUUUCACUAAGUAGUCCUCAAUAUGCCACACAGAGCUCAUAAUACUGUCAGGUGUAUUGUUUUGUGCACCAACAAAUUUUUUCAAAGUAGUUAUAGCUUCGUAGGCUUUAAGUUGUGUAGGUACAACUUCAGGCUCAGCAUCUUCGUCAUCUUCGCCAUCUUCAUCUUCAUGCUCAUCUUGAUCUGAGAUGAUGUCACUUGUCAGAGUUUGACAAGCUUGUAGAUUGUCAUCAACCACAACAUACUCUUCAUAACUACCCUGGAAAUUGCAGACAGUCUGCAACAUUGCCCAUUCAUCUGCAGUUGGAGAGUUAUGUAUAGUUAGCAGGUCUGUAGAUGGAAUGUCAUCUGCAGCUGGAGAGUCGUCUUCGUUCAGCACUUCCACAGCAUUUGUAUCCGUUGUCACUGUUUUCUGGAUACCUGCUUUCCGAAAACAGUUGGCAACUGUCGUAGGCAAAACAGCAUCCCACGAAGCAGACAAAAAGUGCAUGGCAUCCAGAAUAUUAAUCUUUUUAAUAGGUUUCUUGGCCUCUACAAAUCGAAGAACUUUGUGGCACAAACGCUUCCUGAAACCCAUCUUAAAAACAUUAAUGAUCCCCUGAUCUAGAGGUUGAAGGCAAGAAGUACCUACUGUUAGCAGGCAAAAAUUCUAGUCUGAUAUUUCUCAAACUAACAUUUGGAGGAUGCGCAGCACAGUGGUCCACAAAAACCAGAAUCUUCCUAUUUCUGAGCCCCAUCUUAGCAUCAAGAAAGUGGAGGUACUGCUCGAAAAUCUUGCAGGUCAUCCAUGCAUUUUUGUUGUAGUCAUACCUACAAGGCAAGGUUUUGACAUUCUUAAAACAUCUUGGCUUUGCUGCUUUUCCAAUUACCAAUGGAGGUAACUUUUCUGUGCCAUCCAUGUUAGCACCAAGUAAAACUGUGACCCGCUCUUUGCUUCUUUUGCCACCAGUGCAUUUUUCACCUUUGAAUGAGAAGGUUUUGUCUGGUAACAAAUUGAAAAAUAAUGCACAUUCAUCUAAGUUGAAGAUGUCCCUUUCUUCAUAACUGUGUAACAAACUCGGCAAGACAUCAUUUUUCCAAGUGUUUACAGUGUCUGUAUUUACACUGGCACCCUCCCCACUUAUGGCACGAUAAACAAUCCCAGUUCUUUUUUUGAAUCUAUCGAUCCAACCAUUUGUAGCUUUGAAACCUUCAACUCCUAACUUCAAAACUAUUUCCUCUGCCUUUUGUCGUAAAAUAUUUCCAUUUAUAGGAACACUUGAUGCCCGCACUUGCUUGAACCAUUCCAACAGCUUGUCAUCAACGUCUUCGUGUUUCCCGUUUCUAAUUUUUUUUACCUUAACAGAUGUACCUACACUUUCAGCAAACAAUUUUUCACGAUUUUGUACAAUACAGUUCAGAGUCGAAACAGAAAUAUUUAACUCUUUUGCAAUAGCAACACGCGUUUUGUUGGGGUUCCUGUCCACUUGGUUUAUAAACUGAAUUUUUUCUGCAACAGAAUAUGAUUUUCGUUUAUAUUUAUCGGCCAUCUCAUCAUAGCCGUACAAUAACUUGAAAAAAAUUUCAAUACGGCGUAUUUUAAUUAAUUACAACCGUGACUACAAUAAGUAAGUGAAAAAAAAAUAAUUACAGUAAAGGUUAACCACAAACAAAAGCCGUGAAUAUAUCCAUAGAACAUUUAACCAGCUCAAGGUGUUAAAACUUUGAAACAAAAACCAGCACCAUAGAAUACAGUAGCACUGUUUCCGACCAUGUAUAAGUGCACAAAAUGUGCAUCAUAAGUAUAACGGAACAAGUCAUAGGCUAACGAGCGCGAACAGGACGCCAUAUUGAUAGUCGAUCCGGUGCAAGUUGUGGAGUGCGUGUGUACCAUGUCUAUGGUGAACACAAAUGUAAACAUCUGAUGUUUGUAUUUGCGUGCUGUAUUUUCUAGCUAUGGUUUUGCUUUAAAUUAUGACUGAAAAUUGUGGCAGUUAUCAAUGCAAAUUUGAACGUUAAAGGCGGGAAUGUAGAAAUUUUAAUAUUGUUACAGGCGGGAAAUUAAAGCAUUGUGGUAAAUGGAAAAAUGACGGGACCAUGAAAUUAUGGUGUUAUAGACGGGAAAAUGUUACAAACGGGAAUGUUAUAACCAGGUUGUACUGUAUAAGUAAACGGUUAAUACAAAUUUCACCGCCGAAGUCUAAAGUAAAUCACGUAUUCAUAACCGUCAUGUAAACAAACGUUUCUCCAAAGAUACAUGUAUGUAUCCUACAGCGCAAAAUGGUCGAAAAACAAGAUGAAAAGUUCAACUCUAGUGGCGAUGUUAGUAACUAAACUAGAAAAGAUGCCAUGUUGUAAACGGAAAACGAAAAGGAAAGAACUCUAUACCGUAUUAAUAGGGACAUGCAAAUUUCGCAUUUACGAUAAAACAAAUUUUUUUUGCGAAAUACGUUUGUUUACCACGAAUAACCACACUUUCCCGCCAUUUGGUAACUUAAAAAAAGUAAAUAAAUAGCCGUUGUCACCACUGAUAACACCAUCAACGUAAAGACUACACUUGUCAAUGUUUACGUUUCAUUAUUUAUUUGAUACGACGCGUUCUUGGCGAACUGCACUCGUGCACUAAACCCUCAUGUCUCGAAGGCACGUUUACAGAGUCAAAGAGUAAUGUACGGCCAUUUUGUUGGAUAUUUUGUGCGUUACAGCGCUUGUGUCGCGAAGCAAAUUAUAAAUUACGUACAACUGUUCAUCUUGCAUGUACUAUGGACUGUGCAAACUGUUUUAAUUUUGUUCUCUUACAGUAAACAAACUUAACAAUUACGUUUUAUGUUUAAGAAUGAUAAUUUUUGUUUAAAAAUGUUGUAUACAGUGCAACUAUUUUAUAAAAACUGUAGUUUGUGAUAGAAAACGUCUUCAUAUUUCUCAGCAUAGGUUUGAAAGUGUAAAAUAUGCCGAAACCUCAAGCAAUCACCAAACUUCGUGAGCGCGAAUUUCGUGAUAGUGGAUUAUAUGCGAGGGUAAAUACGUAGUUGGGCGAUAUGUGUUAAAAUUUUUUUUUUUAAAUCCGAAAAUACUUUAAUAACGAGGCUAGAAUACUGGAGCUAGCCAAACGCUCAUAUUUUGCAUAGUGAGCUUACCAAGGUGCAGCGCAACUUUGGAAACAUGAAGGAGUGCAUUUUUUUGACGAAACAAAACAAGUUUUGGACCACAUGAAUACUACGAAAGCAGCUGCUGUGAAAAUAAGUGUAGUGCAAGUGUCUACAAAAUCUCUGGUGAAGCUUACCAGCUUGAUGGCUACAGAUCCAAGCAGACUUGACUUUGAAACACUGACUGUCUUUAAUCCAAAAAAUAUUUUGAUUACGUAGAUGAGCCCUAUUUUGCUUGCUAAGUUGUGUAAAGUUUCUACUCUGAAAGAAAUGGACCGCCAGGAGCUGAUCACCGGUUUUGGAGAGUUAAAACAGAUAGUUGAGAAACAAAUGAAGGAAAGCAGUGUGGAUGUAGUGGCACUUCAAGUUUUAAAACUUUCACAACCUGAAUUUUCUGACAAGUGCCUGGAAGCAGUGUGGAUGUUGUGUGCAAACGUUGAUUCGGAACGCUUCUUGUUACAAUACAAUAAUGUUCUCACUGACAAGAGAACUAAUUUGAAACAAGAAAAUUGAGCUACAAUGGCUAUUUUUUCAUUUGAAAGUUAAAUGUUGUGUCAAAGUACUUUGGUUCUGAAAUUAUUGGGUUGACUUAAUUUAGAAUCUGAGUUCUUAAACUUGUGUCUUUUUAACCUAUAUUUGUGUAAUUUUAAUUUAUAAUGUUUCAAUUGAUGGUGCAAUUAUAUUACAAUGUUCUCUUCAUAUUUCUUACACUUGAAAUUGUAAAAAUAAAAAAAAUAAUAACCCCACUUUUAGGUAAAACUAACAUCGCUUUUAAGGGAAAAUAACACCACUUUUCAUCACAAAAUAAACACACCUUUUGCAUGUCUCUACGUAUUAAUAUUAGUCGUCGGAAGUGUACAUACGUAGAAGUUUAAACAAUCUAUGGAAAAAAGUUCUGAUAUUUUCCAUUGUUCACGCACGUGUAUCUUAACAUCAAUUUUGAGUGUUAGUUGUUUUGUAAUAUGACUGCGAAACGUAAACGCAACGAACUUACAUUGCAAGUUAAAGUUAAAAUUAUCGAAGAAGUAGACAAUGGAGAGAGAACGAAAACUGAAAUUGCUAGAGAAUUUAACAUCCCGCAAUCGUCGUUGUCGACAAUACUAAAAAAUCGUGAAAAGAUUGAAUCGGCUUUUGCGAUCAACAAGAAAAAGAAUGUGAGGCCCAAAACAUCAAGAAAUGGAAGCUACCUUGUUGCAGUGGUUUUAAGAUAUGCGUGCAGCAAACUUGCCAAUUUCUGGACCUAUGAUUCAGAAGAAGGCAGACUACCUAGCAUUGAGGUUAGGAAUUUCAGACUUCAAGUUCAGCAAUGGUUGGCUACAACGGUUUAAGGAUCGCAACAAUCUUGUUGGCAAAACUAUGUGUAGGGAGUCGGCAGCAGUAGAUACGACCAAAGUUAAAUGUGGUAAACAAUGCCUAUAAGAAAAAGAUAGUGCAAACCAGAAUUUAUGCUUUUUUUAAACCAAAUGUUUGAAUAGAAAAUGUGUCAUGAAUGCAAGUUUAUUGAAGUUUGUAUUAUGAUUUAUUCUGUAAGUAUUGCAUUGUGUUUAUUUUCUUCAGUGUUUACAUUUCGUCAUGCAUGUAGUGAAACCAGCUUAUACUACCAACGGUGUGUAUUUCAAUCAAUUUUUUUUUGUCAUGAUAUCCCAAUAGUUUGGUUAAUACAAACCCUCGUUAUUACAAAGUGCUAAAAUUAUGGUCCCUUCAGGUUUGUAAUAAUGAGGUUUGACUGUGUGUAUUAACAUAGUCCACUUGAUGGCACGUGGUACCAAAUCCAAAAUACUAACUUUCAUUAAACAUACGGAAUACUGAAGUGGUGUGGAUGGCCGCAUUAACUGAUGACCUCACAAUGUUGCCCUUCACUAUUCAUCAGCAGGAAAAACAAGAAUUUUGGCAUAAAUAAAAUGCAUUAAAAGAUCUACACCACCUUCACAAGAGAAAAUUUAUAAAACACGUAACUUUGGGGCUUAAAAUUCAUACUGGGCAUUUGCUCUAGUACAUGCGUUAGUACGAAUUAUGCAUUACCGUGUUUACCCGCAGAAGGGUUGCCCCUGUGUAUGGGUCACAAAACCAUAUAUCUGUCUUCACUAGAGUUCUGUGGAUACAAGUUAAGUUUUCCUUUUCUCAGCUGGUUGGUAGGUAAGAUUGACCCUCGGCUCUUCUUUGUCUACAACCCACCCAAUUGCCUCACUUCCUAACAAGACAAAGGAGAAGACUGCUAUUUUUAUACCUUUGUUCCCCUUUCCUUCAUUGUAUUUUAUAUUUUUACUAGUGAUGGUUCGAAUCCCAUUUUUCUCGAAUCCGAAUCUCGAAUCCGAAUCCCAAACAGUACCUCGAAUCCGAAUCCAGAUUUCAGGGGUGUAAAAUUUAAUUAAUAAGGAAGGGGGGGGGGGGGGGGUGAAAGGGAAAAAACAUAAUGUGGAGAUAUUCAACCCUUUAAAUUUUUAUUUAAAAAAACAAGCAUUUUGACACGUUCUCGAUCCAGAAAAUUUCGUUUUUGGUCACAUAUGUUCCCUGCGGUGCUGAACAAACGUUCAGAGAACACUGUCGCUGGAGGUGAACACAAAUAUUUUUUCGACAGUUUAUGUAGCCUGGGUAAACAUGCAGACUGAGUUUUCCAAUACUCCAAGAUGUUUGUAUCUGGGUUAACUGUUGGAUCACGCAGGUAUCUGGUCACUUCAUCAACAGCUGUAGAAUCCGACUUGUUGGAUGCGAGGCGUUCAGGCAUUAUCUGCGAGUAAAGUGACCAUAUGCUACUUGAGGAACCAGUUUGAAUAGGUACCUGAUUAGAAAAUUGAAAGAAAUUACUAACAGAUAAAAAACAAACUGCAGAAAAAUUAACAAAACAAAGAGGACUACUUACCCCAUCUUGCACAACUCCACAAUGCUUAUGCAAGUCAAGCUUUUGUGCUGCUGUAGUGAGAAGUUCCACUGCCCUGUCAAGCUUUUCCUUGCUUGUGAACACAGCUCCUUUAAAUCGAGGAUCAAGAAGUGUACUUAAAACAUACACUUCUUCUUCUUCUUCUUCUUCUAGUGUCCUAUAUCUUUCUGUCAAGGAUGCAAAGAGAUCCUUCUUCACACCCUGAAGACCUGAAAGUACAGGUGCAGGUUUCUUUAACUCUUGUAGCAGACUGUUAACAAUGGGUAUGAUUUCUGAUGAAUUAACACCAGCCUUACUUGCUUGCAAGGUAGCUUGGUCAAAUAUUUUCAGAAUAGGUAUUAUGUUUUCAAUUAGUUCCCACUGGGCCACAGAUAUUUUUACAUGCAAGGCAAGAUUGGUUGCUGCAAGAGCCAAAGCUCUCCGUUGCUCAUAUAGUCGCUCAAGCAUAUGCAGGAUUGAAUUCCAUCGAGUUGGUUCAUCUUGCACGAGCCUAUGAGCAGGUGAACCAACAGUUUUCUGGGCUUCUCUCAAUACUUUGGUUGCAUGGGAUGAAUGUUUAAAAUGUCCCACCAUGCGAAGACAUGCACCUGUUGCUGCAGCAACCAUUUUGCUGCUAAGAAGACCAUCUUUUAUUACUAACUGUAAAGUGUGUGCCAAGCAUGGGAUGUGAUUGAAACUGGACAAGUUCAAUGCAGCUACAACAUUCCUUGCAUUAUCUCGUACAACAGCAAACACUUUUUCAUUGAUUUCCCACUGAACCAGUGUUCUUGUCAGAAAACUGCAAAUGUUCUGUGCAGAAUGGGAGAUUUCUGGAAACGGUACCACCUCUAUACAUACAGCGAAACCCCUUAUUUACGUUACCGUUAUUUACGUUUUCCCGUUAUUUGCACUAUAUUCUUCAGGUCCCGUUUGGUUCCCAUAUAGUCCAAUACAAUACUUUCCCGCGAAUUACGUCUCAAAAAUCGAAUCAAUCCCGCUAUUUACGUCACGAACAACCAUAAACAACCAGAAAAUACCGUGGAGCUAGUAGGCAAUGAACAUUUUAAAUAGCAAAAUAUACAUAUUUUAUAACAUGAAAAGUUGCUUUUAUUUCUAAACAUGUAAUAAUUUAAGCCUAGGCGUGUAAAAGUACGAGUAAUUAUAGCAGGAGACAAUCUAAAAUGCACGAGGGAAAAACGUAAACUCAUGAAUGUACAAACAUGGCUGCUUGUAAGUUCUGAUACUGUAUUUAUGUCACAACUUAGCCGAAAUACUGGUACGAGACAUAAACUUCACAAGAUAAAAUGAGCGGUGUCUUGGUAACUGUUUUAUACGUCUUUUAUAAUUUGGGAAGUACAGUCAAACCUCUCUGAAACGACCCCUCACGGUUCCCAGGAAUAGGGUCGGAAUAGAGGGGGGGUCGUAAUAGAUGUUUUCCGAAAUUUUCAGUUGAUUUCAACCCCCCCCCCCCCCCCCCCCAACCCCUUUUCCCAAACCGCUACUCGCUAAGAAACCAGCCAUACAAUGGCAGGAUGCUGUCACUCACAAUGCUAGACGGCUGUGCUUUAAACCUUCAUGACAAGUCCGUCGCCCUACAGGCCACCUCUAAAGAAAAUAUGUCAAUAGACAGUUUAUUUUUACUGGUUAGAUUACAUGUACGAUUUCUUGCUUGCCGUAGUUAAAUACACUAGAACCCCGAUGUCACGAACCCCGGAUUUAACGAAGCAGUGAUUUUACGAAUACAUUCUCGAGAACCGUCAAAAAAUUGGACAUUUUGACCAAAAUGUGAAAAUCAGAAGAAAAAAAAUUUAAAACAAAACAAAAUGAAAGAUUAUUAAAAUCUGUUAACUUUAACACACAGCGUAUUUUUUGUGUCGGCUUUAAUAUUUCCAAUAAUGUUCAUGUGAGAAUAACAAAAAAAUAAUGGGACAUUUCCUUUAAAAAUACGGCAGCAGUAGCUUGUGCAACGUAAGUGGGAGCGCGGGAAUAUCGUCUAGACAGGCUGGCGGCAGCACAGGCGGCGGAUGCAUGACGUCAUACGGCUUACCUCUCCUUCCCUUGUCUAGACUUCAAGGUUCAUCCCUCCCAGGCAUACAAACCAUCGUGUCUCUCUCCCCCUCCUACUUCAACGUCCUUUGGCAUGUGAAACUGUCAACAUCCUUCCUCACCUUCACCAAACUGUGUGCGACUAAAGCCAGGUUUGUAUAGUCCAGUUCUGAUAAAAUGAAAAAUUUUUAAGGGCCCCCGCGACAGCCAUUUACCGUUAAUUGUUUUGAUACAAAUUGUUUGUUAGUUACACAACAUUAUUUCUGAAGGAAAAUCACUGAAACUUCAAAAUUUAUUUAAUGGAAAAAUUUAGCAGGGCCGUAAAAGUAUUCAUUUUUGCCGCAAAUGAACUAUACUCGCCCUUCCUGCCGGACAACAUUCUCGGCGCGUGACGCAUGGCAACUACAGUCGUGUGCCGCGCACAGCCACGAAAAACCUACGCAAUUUCCAAACUAUACUAUAUAUCCGACUGGAGUCUGUUUACGAAAAGCAUUUAAGAAUUUGUUAAUGGUUCUUUUGAGAUAAAAUGGCUAAAAGACAUGUUUUCGAAGUUUUAGGUGUAAAAAACCCGUUACAAAUUUCUUGAAAGUAUCAUAGGGAAAUGCAUUACACCUUUAUCUUUAUUUUUCCGCCAUAUAAUGUUAUGGUCACCGCUCAAAUUUCACUGUUAUCUGACGGGAACGAGAUGACUGCGCGCCAGUUCAGAAGCCUUGCACUUAGAGGUUUUACCGCGCUAGAACUACCAUUGAGCGUCGAUCUUAUCAUCCCGCUUCACUAACACACACGCUGACCAGACGGCGCCCUAAAGCUGAUUAGAGGAAGCAUGUAGAAAUGCAAGGCAGGAAAUUUUUCCAGCUUAUCAACCAGGACCCGGGCAAGUCUUGACUAUUAAGCUUUUCACAUUAAAAUAUAAGAGACUUGUAUUGUGUAAUUUCGGUGUUAUUUAGCGGUUUUUCUUAAAAAUCGCUUUUUUCGCAUUUUCCAUAUAAAUUCGCGGAAAAUUUCGCGAUUUCGCGAUUCACCAUAUAAUCGUGGCCCUAGUUAUUGCUCGCGCGAGAGGAGAACGUGGAAUGUUAGAAGAAAGAUAAAUGCGGGGUAGACAGACGGCAGCCAGUGUGUUUCCUGCGCGGGGAAUAAGUGGCGUAGCCUUUUUUUUUAUGCUGGGUGAAGCGACCUUUUUCUAUCAACCCACGGGAAAAAUUAAUUGCUUGAGCUGUCAAAAUAAACAUCGCUGCGGCAGUUAAAACAAGUCGAGGCGGGCGUGCAUCCAGUCGGUUGCUGUGUAUUGUCAACCGAUAGUAAUCAAAAUCAAGAGAAAUCCAGCAGGUAGCUUUGCCUUAACUGCGUACCACACUAGACACUCGCAAUAAGCUAAACGUAAACACGUUGCCACAAAAACCUUUAUCUGCACCCUGCCGACAAAGGGACGUGGAAUGGGGGUUGUUAAGCGCUGACAGCGGUCGACAGGAAGCACUCGGCAAGAGAAACGCAGCAACACGUUACUCACCACAAGAAACUUAUUUUCUGUCUGUUUAUCUUCGGAUUUUCGGCAAUUUUUUCACGGUUCCUCGAAAUCGGGUUGUAAUAGAGAGGUGGUCGCAAUAAAUGGGGUCGCAACAAAAAGGUUUUACUGUAUUGUACAGUUGACGCCAUAUUUUUUAAACUAACCAUUUAUUUCUGGGGAUCGUAAAUAAUUAAUUAUUGGUAUCAAGACAUCAUGAUAAACGUAAACUUGAACAUGUCACGGCAGCGAGAAAACUGGUGCGUAUACCAAUAAACUGGUAUUAGAACUGGAUAAAAUUGGUACACGGGAGGUGGAGCUUAUAUUUUUUUCCGCUAAGCUCGCAUCUAUUGGUUGGCGGCUGAUGGCGUCAUGAGUCUGGGCGGAGCAUAGAGUGCGCAUGCGCCGCCGCGUCGUUACAGCAGCUGACCGAGUACAAUGACCUUUCUCCGCGUUUGGCGCGCUAUUGACGGUAAAUAUUCAUCAAUUUGCGGCCUUUUCUUAAAAAUUUUUUUACUGUGAGCAAUGUGUAUGUAGCCCGUAUUUGUUAUAAACCCUGCCGGUUGCAACUGUAUUUAUAAUUUGGAGAGGCAAAUAAUCUCCUUGAACAGCCAAAAAAGCAAGCAGAAGAAAAUUUCAAAUUUAUUUUUUAGGAAGUAAUCAGAAAAACAUUUUGGCUUUCAUUCUUUUUUUAUUUUUGUCAAAUGUGGUAAAUUAAUAAUUGAUUAAAUACUAAAGUAAAAUUUUGUUGUUAGUGUGUUUGUACCUGCAUUGUAGUAUGUGCUAUUAAACAAAAGGAAAAAAAUUCUAAAUAAGGUAAACUGUACUCCUUUUUAUGCUUUUCCCUUUAUUUACACUUUCCCGCUUUUUACACUUUUUUACUUUGUCCCCAUGAAAAGUGCAAAUAAGGGGUUUUGCUGUAUAUGCUGGGCACAAAAGUCUCUGUCAAUGAAGUGCACAGUUACUCCUAAGUAGUCAUCAUUGGCUGUUGAGGUCCACAAAUCCAUUGUAACCGAGACAAACUCUGCUUCACUUAGUGUUUUUUGUACAGAUGACACAGUUUCAGCAUACAUGCUGGGAAUAACUUUAUUAGCAAAAUAUUUCCGUGAUGGCAUGGCGUACCUAGGUUCGAGAUGAUCCACUAGAGCAUUGAAACCUUUAUCUUCGACCACUGAAAAAGGCUGUCUGUCCAAACAAAUCAUCUUGCCAAUUAACUUGGUAAUAUUUGCACUUCUUGUAUCUCCUGGCUUAAAUUUCUCUCUUUUUGCAAUGAAAUCUUUAAGUGUUGGUUGAGUUUGAUGUACAAUGCUUUUGCUAUAUCCUGGUUGACUCUCUUUACUAGACGAGUCAGUUUCAGUUUCAACUAAUUUUAGUUCAGCCACAUUUUCACCAAUGAUUUCAUUAGAACUACUCACAGAACGUGAUGCAGCCCUAACGUGGACUGGAUGUUUCUUCAAGUGUUUCUUCAUAGCACUAGUUGUUUGGCUCUUGUCACCACGAGAAAUGUUUUGUUUGCAGUAUUUACAAACGGCAUAGUUAGGGUCUUUCGCAUAAACUGAAAAGUGUUCCCACACUUCACUUGACAUUUUGAACUUGAUAUCGGUAAAAGUAUAUUACUUGAACUUAAAUAUCAUAUAUAAUGUUUCAACACCACACUGCCUAGAAUACAUUAUUUCAGUCACGGAAACAGAAAUUAUAAUCCGGCGGAACAAUUUUAGUGCUACCAACAUAACUGUUAUUAACAGUCACAGAAGUAGUCAACCAAAGUAGGCCAUCUUGGUUUUAGCCAUUUUUAGGAAAUAAGAAUGUUUCGUCGUAUAACUUUUAACAUUUAGGCUCACUUAAGCAAAGAAAAUAAUUAGUUGUAAUUUCAGAACUAAAGUGGAUGGGCACUGCGUAUAUUUUAUCUUGGAAAUUUAAAAUGCUUGAUAUGAAGAUUCGUAAUUUUUUGCUGCUGAGAAUAACUGGCUAACAUACAUAUGUUGGCCAUUAUGCAACACUCAGCAAAUAUUUUAAUGUUGGUAGUAUAACAAAAACAAACACGGACGUAGAAAGAUAAUUAUAUUCAUUUCGGAAAACGUGUUUGAUAUAAGCAAAUUUAAAAUUGAAUUGCUAUUAAAAUAAAUACUGCAUAACGUAUGUUUUUUAUAGAGAAAGUUAAUUUCGUUGUUAAUACUGAAUGUGCUGCCGUAACUUGUGAUGGAGGCCAAAAUUAUGGUUAUAUUACCAACGAAUUUCUAGGUUAACUGAUUUUAAAAGUCGAGAAUCAUUAUAUGAGUUUCGAUCCGAAACGUGUUUUAUUUUAAGUCUUAGCUUAUUCAGAUGACACUUCUGUGAAUUAUGCCUUAAUAAAUUUCCACUUUUAUGAAGCCACUGUGCAAAAAUGUUCAUUUAGUGAACAUAGGUUUCACAUCAGUGCAUAGUAAUUUUAGUUACUUAAUUACUUAUUAAAAGUACAGAAUCUUGGGAAACGGUAAAAUUAUAUGUGCCUUGUUAUCUUAGGCAUGAAUUUUUAAAUUUACAACAUUUCCUGGAAUAUUUCUUCGAAUCCUCGAAUCCUUUUCCUCGAAUCUCAAAUCUUUCGAAUACUAGAGAUUCGGUGGGAUUCGUGGAUUCGAGGAUUCGACCGGCCCAUCCCUAAUGUUUACCCAUCCCUUUGCUGGAGGGAGAAGAGGUGCCAAGCUACUCUCUGUGAGUUCCAUUUAUAAAAAUGCAGUUUACCCCGAGGCUGGAGGAAUAUAAAAGGUGCUCUUAUAAACACCAGUGAUGGCUGCAGUUUUGUCGUGAUAUGUUCAGUUAAAAGUGUGGGAAAUCUCAUUCAAAAACAAAAAUGAUUGAGCAUAGUUGCAACAAAAACAACUUUGAAGAUGGACACAUUUAUUGUGUGGGUGUCAGUUCACGUGACAUUUACGAAGAGAGGGAUGGAAAACCAUAAACACUGCCAUAUGGCCUCGUGUGCACACGCACACACACACACACACACACACAAACUCUAACACAUAAUUUAACAAGAAAAAAAUUAUUUAUGAAUUGUUUUUUUGUGAUGGAAAUUAACAGUUUCACCCUAAAAUUGGUGAAUCAUAGCAGUACCCAGCACCAAGUUGUGUCGUCGCUUCCGGGACCUGUUCGCGACAGCUAACUGAUUCGUUCACUUUACACCCACAAAAAAAAGGUCAACGCAACCCGGAUGACUCCUGAAAUUACCGAUGCAGCCGCAACCCGUUCACGUAACGUCACUCCACGUCUCCCUUCGAGGAAAAAGGGACUAAUAACAAAGAAGAAUGAAAAAACGAGAUGCUAAUACCACCACUAAUGUAGCGCAACAUUGAUUGUUCCUUCAUCCUGUGGAGCGCCAGUAAUUAUUCAGUAAUAUUCCAUAAUUCUAUGUUUACUAUGCAAGACAUUUUUAAUGUCUUCAAAUUGCUUCUUCCAGAAUUCGAGCCGCACCAACACGCUCGUUCCGCAGACGUCUGCGUGCCUUCUAAUCACAACUGUAACUGAACCAACCCGCCGCAAUUAUCACUACGUUCGUGACUGAUAUGGCCCAGGCGACCAAAACAUUCCGUGUCGACGGAAGUUAACAAUUUCACCCAAAAAUUGGUGAAUCAUAGCAGCGCCCAGCACCGAGUUGUGUCUAGACGGUAGUCUUAAGUUUGACGAACUUUUGUUGGAUACUUAUAAGCUUGGAGAAAGUUUUGUCCACAUCCAAACUACAGCAUUGCGCAAAAAAAAAUACUGUGACAUUUCCAAGUUUCAAGCACAAACAAUAAAUGUGAAACAUAUAUACAAAUGGUCUUUAUAAAGUCAUUAAACAUGCAUGUUUACAUAUAAAUUUGAUAGCCUUUACUCAAAAUUUUCAAGGUAUCGCUAGUAAUAGUUUGCAAUCAUGUAUUUUGAUCUCAGACUACAUUAAUUUUACUAUGAUGCCAUUUAUUUUGAUUGACAUGUACAGUCAAUAAAUAAUCCAACAUGGAACUUAUUUACAAUAAUACUGGAGAUUACCGGCUUUUGUGGAUUAAUAGAGAUUAAGUUAGAAGAGUUAUUCAAAAAUAGCAGAAUAAUUUAAUCACUUGUAAUGAAGUUUAAAUUAAUAAUUUUUGUGUUGGUAAGAUGGUCAAAACAGAAGUUUUAUCAAGAAUAUAUUUGUGAUUUCUGCAUUGUUCGUAUAGACUGGUUACGUAGGUAGGGCUUAUACGUUAAUAUCAAACAAAAUAUAUUAAACGAAAAACCUGACCGCACAUGUUCAAUUGCCUGGGGGGAGGCCUAAUCAAACUGAUUAUUAUGAUAAUGCAGUAAUUGCAAUAUAUAAACUAGUGUUGGGCCGAUUCCUAAAAUAUACCGAUUCCAUUUUCGAUUCUUAAAUUGAAGGGUCGAUUCUUCGAAUCUGAUUCUGAUUCCUUAAUUUUUAUCUGACAAUGUUCAACAGAGUAAUAUACUAAGAAAAAAAAGGUUGUGUAGGAUUUUAUAAAUGUAAUUGUGUUGUGUUACAUUUUCUGUGCAGAAAUUAACAUUAUAUACAGCUUACAUAAUGUUAAAAAGUAUGUUCAUUACCAUCAAGUUAUGCUACCUUGAAUUUCUAGCACAAUUUGGCCUUUUAACCUUGCACAUGGUUAGACAAAACACGUGUUCAAACACUGCAAAUAAUCAAAGAUGUCUUAUGACGUAAAUUGUAAAAAUGUUAUAACUUAACCAACUUUAGAUACCUUACAUUAUCAACUCAAUUAAUUAAUUGUAAAACAAGAGGUUUGUACGGUUAGGUUAAGAAUUUUAUUUUCAAGCACAACUAAAUAAUGAUCCAAAUAAAAUGACAAUAUAACCUCGUUUAUACAUAUUUCAAGGGAUCAGGACGGAAAAAAAUAAAAAGAGGGAAAUGUAAAAAUAAAACUUUAUUAUCUCAUUAUGAUGGAAAUGACAAGAAACAAAUAUGCACCUAAUUAAAAUAAAAUGUCAGAGAUGCUUACGUUUUAAUAUAUUACCUAUAAAUUAAUUAUUUCACUUGGUGCAAAGAAUAAAUCCAUCCAGCCUUGUAGUUCUUCACAACCGCAAAGAAAAAAUAAGUUUUCGGUUCUUGGUUAAGAAAGUUCUGUGCAUGUUUUAGCAUCUCAAAAUUUCCACAUUUUAUGGUGAGAUUUUCUUACACAAAAUAUUUAAACUCUUCAAAUAAUCGCGUGUUAACAUUUAAUUCAUUUCAGAAAUUUAUCGGAAACAAUUCUGUUAAACUAACACAAAUACUUUCAAAAGAUUGUUUAUGUUUGGUAAUAAAAAUUUACGAACGUUUCAGCAGCAAUGUUUGGAAAUUCAGAUUAGCCAACUGCCUUUCCAAAAUAUAUCUAAUGUAAAACGAGCAUCGCUGAACACGCACAAGAACGCCAAUUUAUAGCAAUUUGGUUAUGUUGCUUUUAAACUUAUUUUAAUAUAGUUGCAGAAAUCCACUGUGAAUUUGGGUAAAAUCUCAUUCAAAAAUUAUUUCAUUUUAAUUCUUUAAAGUUUAAAGUGCAGCGAUGUGAAACAUCUUAAUUUUCACGUCACCAAAGAUUUGGUUCAUGGCCGUAUGGUUUACCAUGGCAGGUAGCACAAACAAAAAAUUAGGUUGUUUACAAUGGCAAAUGUAGCUGCCAUGAUCAAAUAGUUAACAACGUUUACAUUAUUUUACUUGCCAUUUACAUUUACAUAAUUUUCUUUAAAAAUUUAUGGUUUUGUCUAAUUUAGGGAUGGGGCGAAUCCUGAUUUCCUCGAAUCCGAACUCAAAUCCUCGACUGGAAGUGCCGAAUCUCGAACCCAAACCCGAAUCUUUUAACAGAUGAUGACCACAUAUCUAAUGUAAGUGAGAUGUAUUCUGCUUGCACUAAAAGUCCCUUGACUUUCUCACAUGUUGUUUGGUACAUUUCUGGUAUAAGUGUAUAUAAAGACAAAAAUUUUUUCUUGAGAAAUUUCAGAUUUAGUACAGAUUAGCGGUUAGGAUUUUUUUCUAUAAAUAACUAGAGGUCUGCGAGCCUAAGAAUUUUACUUCGAGCCGAGCUCGAGCGAGCCUACUUGAAACAUCUCGAGCUUUGAGCGAGCUCGAGCUUGAACUUUAGUGGUACAGUUACACUUUUGGGAAAUUAUUUUUAUCUUAAACUUAGUAUAAUGUUUGAAUAAAGUAUUAAAAUGAAGUGGGCUUAUUAAUUUUGGGUAACUAUUUACAGAGUGUGUGUACAUUUUGCACUGCUAAAA